AUGGCGUCCACGUCCGGCGCCGGAGGUCAGGAGUCAGUCGGCACGCCGUCGGCGUUGGCUCGGAGGCCAUCCCGUAGUGCUGCGAUGACGCAGUUUUCCAUGGAAGUUUUUGAUACGGAGGUAGUUCCUUCUUCGCUCCAGUCAAUAGCUCCAAUCCUCCGCGUGGCCACAGAAAUCCAGAGCGAGCGCCCUCGCGUCGCCUAUCUAUGUCGGUUCUAUGCUUUCGAAAAAGCGCAUAGGUUGGAUCUAACUUCCAGUGGUCGUGGUGUAAGGCAAUUCAAAACAGGGCUUCUACAGCGUUUGGAACGGGACAAUGCAACGAGUCUUGCUGCCCGCGUUAAGAAGACCGACGCUAGAGAAAUCGAAAGUUUUUACAAGCAAUAUUAUGAGCACUAUGUUGUGGCCCUCAACAAGGGGGAGCAAGCAGAUAGAGCUCAGCUUGGGAAAGCUUAUCAGACUGCUGGAGUUCUUUUUGAAGUUCUUUGUGCAGUUAACAAGACUGAAAAAGUUGAGGAAGUUUCUGCCGAGAUCAUGGCUGCGGCCAAUGACGUCCAAGCCAAGAAGGAGAUUUAUGCUCCUUACAAUAUUCUUCCUCUGGAUUCUGCAGGGUCAUCACAGUCCAUUAUGCAGCUUGAUGAGGUUAAAGCAUCCGUUGGUGCUCUCUGGAACACUAGAGGCUUAACUUGGCCUGCUCAGUUUGAGCAGCAAAGACAGAAAUCUGGGGAGUUGGACCUUCUGGAUUGGCUGAGAGCCAUGUUUGGUUUUCAGAGGGAUAAUGUAAGAAAUAAAAGGGAGGAUCUGAUUUUACUCCUGGCCAAUAUCCACACAAGGCUAGUUCCCAAGCCCGAGCCACUGAACAAGCUAGAUGAUCGUGCAGUAGAUGCACUCAUGAACAAGCUUUUCAAAAAUUACAAAACCUGGUGCAAGUAUUUGGGAAGAAAGCACAGCUUACGGCUCCCUCAAGGCCAGCAAGAGGUGCAACAAAGGAAAAUCCUUUACAUGGGUCUCUAUCUUCUUAUUUGGGGUGAAGCUGCCAAUCUUCGCUUCAUGCCAGAGUGUUUGUGCUACAUAUUUCAUAAUAUGGCUUAUGAGCUGCAUGGUCUUUUGGCUGGCAAUGUCAGCAUUGUCACUGGAGAAAAUAUCAAACCUUCUUAUGGUGGGGAUGAUGAAUCUUUCCUCAGAAAGGUCAUCACACCAAUUUAUCGAGUAAUUGAAAAGGAAGCAGCUAAAAGCAAGAAUGGGACAGCACCACAUUCAGACUGGUGCAAUUAUGACGAUUUGAACGAGUAUUUCUGGUCAUCUGAUUGCUUCUCUUUGGGUUGGCCAAUGCGUGAUGAUGAUGAUUUCUUUAAAUCAACACGAAACUUGUCACAGGGAAAAGGAACAUCUACGAUAUCAAAAAAACCUGGGAAAACAGGGAAAUCCUUCUUUGUUGAGACCAGGACAUUUUGGCAUACCUUCAGGAGUUUCGACCGUCUGUGGACCUUUCAUAUACUUGCGCUUCAGGCCAUUGCAAUAAUUGCAUGGAGCGAUGUGUCCUUACUAAACAUUUUCGGGAAAGACAUGUUGUAUAAGCUUUCCAGCAUUUUCAUCACUGCAGCAUUACUACGUUUCCUUCAGAGCAUGCUGGACCUUAUUUUAAACUUUCCAGGAUACCACAGAUGGAAAUUUACAGAUGUGUUCAGGAAUAUUCUGAAGAUUAUUGUCAGUCUUGCAUGGUCCAUUAUACUUCCUCUCUGUUAUCUCCUUGAUGAGAAAAACUCAAGGUUCUCAUUUGGAAACCUGAAAAAUGUGUUAUCCUUCCUCGAUAAAGUGAAGGGAAUUCCUCCUUUAUAUCUGAUGGCAGUGGCUAUAUACCUUGUACCAAACUUGCUAGCAGCAGUUUUGUUUGUCUUUCCUAUGCUUCGGAGAUGGAUUGAGAACUCGGAUUGGCUUAUAGUAAGGUUUUUGCUCUGGUGGUCACAGCCAAGAAUCUAUGUGGGAAGGGGAAUGCACGAAAGUCAAUUUGCACUCAUAAAGUAUACUCUCUUCUGGGCGAUACUUCUGUGCUGCAAGUUCUCUUUUAGCUACUUUGUCCAGGUUAAACCUCUGAUAAAGCCGACGAAAGACAUAAUGGACAUUCGUCGUGUGCAAUAUGCUUGGCACGAAUUUUUCCCUAAUGCAAGGCAUAACUAUGGAGCGGUUAUUGCACUUUGGGCUCCUGUGCUAUUGGUCUAUUUUAUGGAUGUGCAAAUCUGGUAUGCCAUUUUUUCAACCCUGUGCGGUGGUAUUAUCGGAGCGUUUGAUCGUCUGGGCGAGAUUCGCACCCUGUCCAUGCUUAGGUCAAGGUUCCAGUCUUUACCUGGUGCCUUCAAUGCUUAUUUGGUGCCUUCGAGCGUAACCAAGAAAAGGGGCUUUUCCCUGUCUAAGCGCUUCGAUGAGGUUACUGCAAGUAAGCGAAGUGAAGCUGCAAAAUUUGCUCAAUUGUGGAAUGAAGUUAUAUGUAGUUUCCGUGAAGAAGAUCUCAUUAGCGACAGGGAGAUGGAUCUAUUACUUGUUCCAUAUUCCUCAGAUCCUAGUCUAAAAUUAAUUCAGUGGCCACCAUUUCUGCUUGCCAGCAAAAUUCCUAUUGCACUUGAUAUGGCAGCACAGUUCAGAUCAAAAGAUGCGGACCUCUGGAAGCGCAUUUGUGCUGAUGACUAUAUGAAAUGCGCUGUUAUAGAAUGCUAUGAAUCUUUCAAACUUGUUCUGAGUGCCUUAGUUGUUGGGGAAACUGAGAAAAGGGUUAUCAGAAUCAUCAUCAAGGAAGUUGAGAAUAACAUUUCAAAAGGCACGUUCCUUGCGAAUUUCAGGACAGGUCAUCUUCCUCAACUUGUGAACAAGUUCAUCGAGCUUGCAGAGAUAUUGAAAGAUGCUGAUCCAUCUAAGGAAGGUUCUGUGGUUUUCAAAUUACAAGACAUGUUAGAAGUGGUUACGCGGGACAUGAUGGUCAAUGAAAUUCGGGAGUUGGUAGAACUUGGACAUACAAGCAAAGAUUCUGGAAGGCAGCUAUUUGAAAAGUCAGCUAUAGUCUAUCCUCCCCCGGUCACAGCACAAUGGGAGGAACAGAUCCGGCGCCUCUAUCUUCUUUUAACUGUAAAAGAAUCUGCCAUUGAUGUCCCGACAAACCUUGAAGCAAGGCGAAGGAUAUCAUUUUUUGCUAAUUCAUUGUUCAUGGAUAUGCCCCGAGCGCCUCGAGUUCGCAAAAUGCUAUCAUUCUGUGUCAUGACUCCCUACUACAGUGAGGAGACGGUCUUCUCCAAAAGUGACCUCGAACUGGAAAAUGAAGAUGGUGUUUCAAUUAUAUACUACCUUCAGAAAAUUUAUCCAGACGAAUGGAAUAACUUCCUUGAACGCCUCAAUUGUAAUGAGUUUGAAGUCUGGGAAAAUGAGGAAAACAUAUUGCAACUUCGUCACUGGGCUUCCUUGAGGGGACAAACACUGAGCAGAACAGGUUCCAAAAUAACUACAUCCACUACUGGCUGCCUACUUUCCUUUUUCUCUCAAAACCUUCAUUUUUGGCUCAUUGCUUCUAUCCUGAUUGCAGUCCGAGGGAUGAUGUACUACAGAAGGGCAUUGAAGCUUCAAGCAUAUCUUGACAUGGCAACAGAAAAAGAGAUACUUGAUGGAUACCGAGCGGUUACUAUGCCAACGGAACAUGAUAAGAAAAGUCAGAGAUCUAUUUAUUCCCAACUUGAUGCGAUAGCCGAUAUGAAGUUCACAUACGUUGCUACCUGCCAGAACUACGGAAAUCAGAAGAGAAGUGGAGAUCGCCGAGCAACUGAUAUUUUGAAUUUGAUGGUCAACAAUCCUUCACUGCGUGUUGCAUAUAUCGAUGAAGUUGAAGAAAGGGAAGGUGGAAAAGUGCAGAAAGUUUAUUAUUCUGUGUUGGUAAAAGCUGUUGAGAAUCUUGAUCAGGAAAUCUAUCGCGUCAAACUACCAGGUCAAGCAAAAUUGGGAGAGGGAAAGCCUGAAAAUCAGAAUCAUGCUAUAGUUUUUACUAGAGGGGAAGCUCUCCAAACAAUUGAUAUGAACCAGGACAACUACUUGGAAGAAGCAUUUAAAAUGCGUAACUUGCUUGAGGAAUUUAAUGAGGAUCAUGGUGUUCGCCCACCAACAAUUCUUGGUGUGCGUGAACACAUCUUCACUGGAAGUGUUUCAUCGUUGGCUUGGUUUAUGUCAAAUCAAGAAACAAGUUUCGUCACGAUCGGCCAAAGAGUUCUAGCAAGACCCUUAAAGGUUCGGUUCCAUUAUGGACAUCCUGAUGUUUUCGACAGAAUAUUUCACAUAACCCGUGGUGGUAUUAGUAAGGCUUCAAGAGGUAUAAAUCUCAGUGAAGACAUAUUCGCGGGGUUCAAUUCUACCCUGAGACGUGGAAAUAUCACUCACCACGAGUAUAUCCAAGUUGGGAAGGGACGAGAUGUUGGUCUGAACCAGAUCUCCCUUUUUGAAGCGAAGGUGGCAUGUGGUAAUGGGGAACAGACUCUCAGCCGUGACAUAUACAGACUUGGCCAUCGUUUUGACUUUUUCCGCAUGCUGUCCUGCUACUACACGACUACAGGAUUUUAUGUCAGCUCAAUGAUUGUGGUUCUUACAGUGUAUGCUUACUUGUAUGGCAAGCUGUAUCUUUCACUGAGUGGAUUGGAGAAGUCCAUUAUUAAGAUUGCAAGAUCCAGGGGUGAUGAUGUUUUGGGUGCUGCCAUGGCUUCACAAUCUGUUGUCCAACUUGGUCUUUUGAUGAUGUUGCCCAUGGUUAUGGAGAUGGGACUGGAGAGGGGAUUUAGAACUGCAGCUGGUGAUGUAAUAAUAAUGCAACUUCAGCUGGCAUCUGUUUUCUUUACGUUUUCUCUUGGAACCAAGCUUCACUACUUUGGACGUACAAUUUUGCAUGGAGGGGCUAAAUACAGGGCAACAGGGCGUGGAUUUGUUGUAAGACAUGAGAAGUAUGCAGAGAAUUACCGAAUGUACUCAAGAAGCCACUUUACAAAAGCACUUGAACUGAUGAUUUUGCUCAUAGUAUAUCAGAUAUAUGGUUCAGCUGCAACUGACACUGGAACAUACAUCUUUCUUACAUUUUCACUGUGGUUCCUUGUUUGCUCGUGGCUGUUUGCUCCAUUUCUCUUCAAUCCCUCUGGCUUUGAGUGGCAGAAGAUUGUUGAAGAUUGGGAUGACUGGGUCAAGUGGAUCACAAACCAUGGAGGCAUUGGGGUUCCUGCUAACAAAAGUUGGGAAUCCUGGUGGGAAGAGGAACAAGAGCACCUACAGCACACUGGUUUACUCGGGAGGUUCUGGGAAAUCAUACUUUCCCUGCGCUUCAUAAUGUACCAGUAUGGUAUCGUAUAUCAUCUGCAUGUUGCCAACGGAGACAAAAGUAUCAUUGUCUAUGGCCUGUCUUGGCUGGUCAUUGUAGCAGUGAUGAUAAUUCUGAAGGUCGUGUCAAUGGGGAGGAAGAAGUUUAGUGCAGAUUUCCAGCUAAUGUUCCGACUUCUCAAGAUGUUUUUGUUUAUUGGGUUCAUCGUAACUCUGGGGAUCAUGUUCACUUUUCUGAGUCUCACAGUUGGUGAUAUUUUUGCGAGCUUGCUGGCUUUCUUGCCCACAGGAUGGGCUCUUCUUCAGAUAGCACAAGCGUGCAGACCCUUAGUGAAGGGGUUGGGAAUGUGGGGAUCUGUGAGAGCUUUGGGAAGAGGAUAUGAGUACAUAAUGGGAAUAGUCAUCUUCAUGCCGGUUGCUGUGCUGGCAUGGUUCCCCUUUGUGUCAGAAUUCCAGACCAGACUGCUGUUCAACCAAGCCUUCAGCAGAGGACUUCAAAUCCAAAGGAUUCUUGCUGGUGGAAGGAAACCUGUUGGCAAAAAGCACAAGUAG
Molecule: messenger RNA, 5880 nt
Organism: Oldenlandia corymbosa var. corymbosa
Lineage: Eukaryota; Viridiplantae; Streptophyta; Magnoliopsida; Gentianales; Rubiaceae
Source: the annotation of a GenBank genome assembly